CAAAAGUUAUGGCACGUGUCACUUUAAACAAUGACGUAUGAAUAAUCAAUGUGAAAUGGGUACCACACGUACUCAUUCAUACCAAUCGGCAAUGCCGCGAGAAUCAAACAAAUAGUAUGAUUACCAAAACACUAGCAAAAGUUAAUAACAAGGAGCUCGACAUGGGGAGAGUAUCUGCGACCAAAUUGGUCGGCUUCGUCGUCCUCAUCCUAUUUUUCUUGGUUGUCGCUACUAACAUUGCCUUGCUUCCUGCUGUCGCUAAUAGGCUUUCUGGCGCCGGCGUUGCUGCCAAAAGCCUUCCUGACGGUGCUGAUUCUGUUCCUGGUGAGAGUUUUCCUUCCGUUGCGGCCACCGCUGAUGAAGCCCUUCUUGCCAAUAGUACUGGUGCAGCGGCUGUUAGUAACAGGACAAUGAAAAAUUGAGGUAACCGAAAUCUGGCUGAGUCGCGGACUAAAUCGCUAUUUUUAAUACAUUUACAUAACUGCCUCUUUGCACACAACAGUUCUAAUCGGCAGUAGCCUCUAGGAUAAAACAACCUUCUCUUCAAACUCUAUGGUUUUGUGCGAAAAACCUAAGCUCCUUGAAUACACAUACUCUCUCUCUCCCUUGUGUUUUUUGCUCGUUUGUCGUGUGUAUAUAGGGUCUUAGGAGACGACUAUUUAAAGAAGCCAGACCCCAUGAAUAUACCCUCUGACUUGGGGAAUAAGUCGCAUUAAUUAGGAAGAUAGUUACUUUCUUAAUUAAAACGCGUCCAGUAGGAUAAUUACUGCCGAAUUAUCCCUCGAAUAUUCCUUCGAGUUCAUUAUCUCGUAUCUGUUAACGAUACAAAAUAAUUAAUCAAUAAAUAAUUAAUCUGGGA
Molecule: messenger RNA, 859 nt
Organism: Linum trigynum
Lineage: Eukaryota; Viridiplantae; Streptophyta; Magnoliopsida; Malpighiales; Linaceae
Source: the annotation of a GenBank genome assembly